Cyprinodon variegatus (sheepshead minnow) is the source of this 4301-nucleotide messenger RNA. RefSeq names its product anoctamin-1-like (gene ano1a). Gene Ontology annotation, cellular component: plasma membrane. Gene Ontology annotation, biological process: chloride transmembrane transport. NCBI's taxonomy places the organism in Eukaryota, Metazoa, Chordata, Actinopteri, Cyprinodontiformes, Cyprinodontidae. The transcript is spliced from 24 exons. The record is from RefSeq and is a predicted model, not a curated record. The coding region runs from base 223 to 3078 and encodes 951 amino acids. Gene Ontology annotation, molecular function: protein dimerization activity; chloride channel activity.
ACGCUCCUCUGACCGCCUGCUGGAGAUAAGCUGCCUGCCUGAAUGACUGACUGACUGAAUGACUGACUGACUGACUGACUGACUGACAGCCUGCAGGGGAAGCAGCAUCAGCCUGGUCGCUGUUCUAUCAGUUCCCAUGAAGAUGGAAAGCUGCGUGUUCAGCAGCAUUCUCCGUGGCGGCUGUGAGGAGCGGUUGCUGGAUUGAGUCCUCCUUUGGAAGCCAUGGAGCAACCAGCUGAGCCCCAGCCUGACAGCAGGCAGGAGAUGGGUUCUCCACCUGUUCUGCACUGUGAGAGCAGGGAAAGCUCGCUCCAGGAGGAAGGCACAACCAUGAGAAGAGGGGAGCACUACCUACCGGUCCCUGGAGAGGACAAAAACCUGGACAGGGACCGGAACAACCAUGCUGGGAACAAUGAAUCUAUGCCAAUGAAAAGUCUUGAUGUGAAUGACGGCUCUCUGCUGCAUGCGCCCCUUGGUCCCUACUUCUCUGAUGGACAGCGCCGUGUGGACUAUGUUCUGACCUAUAGCGUCCAGAAGCCCAACGGGGUCCGACGGCCGUCCUCCAAGCCCAGCGAGGGCAACAUGUUUGAAAGGCUACGGCGCAGCAUGAGCACAAGGAGCAGCAAGGCGCCGCUGCAGCCCAGGGAGGACCCGGAGGUCGCCGCCACGGAGCAACAGGAUAAUUAUCAUGAGGAUGACAAGCGCUUCAAGAGGGACGAGUUUGAGCAGAACCUGCAGGAGAUCGGUCUGGAGCUGGAGAAGGAUGAGUCGAGUAAAUUCCCAGGAAUCGGCUUCCUUAAGAUCCACGCUCCUUGGACCGUUUUGUGUAGAGAGGCCGAGAUCAUGAAGCUGAAGAUGCCAACAAAGAAGGUGUAUGAAGUCAAACCAAGCAGCAACAUAGUGGAGAAAAUCCGACGGUUCAUCCACAAAGUCACGGAUCCGCUCCACCCCAAAGUGGGUCCCAAACGGCGGGAAGAUGAGAAAUCGCUCUCGCUUCCUUUUUCAAGGGAGAAGCAACAUCUUUUUGACUUGUCUGACAGAGACCAGUUCUUUGACACCAAGACGAGAAGCUACAUUGUCUCUGAAGUCCUGAAGAGGAUAAAAUGCACCAGACCCAACUACUCUAUGGGGAUCACCAGUCUGCUAGCCAACGGUGUUUACACGUCUGGUUACCCCCUGCAUGAUGGAGACAUUGAGGGGGCUAAUGCAGAGCCUAAUGACAGGAAGCAUGAGGAAAAUCUUUGGUUGGAUGUAGAAACAGGCCUGAGCCUCAGAUUGCCACCAAAACUCCUCCGCAGGCUGCUGCUUGGUGGUCAAACCGCUUCAUUGCUGCUCCGCCUGAAGCAGGAGAGCAUCAACAGCCGCUGGACAGAUAAACAGCAGCUUUUGAACAGAGAUGUUUCUCUCCACAGGAAAUACUUUGGAGAAAAGGUGGGCCUUUAUUUCGCCUGGUUAGGAGUCUACACCCAGAUGCUGAUUCCAGCUGCCAUCGUUGGCGUCAUCGUCUUCCUUUACGGCUGCGCCACCGUCGAUGAUAACAUACCCAGCUGUGAUCCACAGGAGGAACAUAAGGACCACCACAGAGCCGAGUACGAGCUACGUGUUGCAGAAAAGACCAUGAGACAAGAUCAUGGAGCCCCUAAGGAAGAGAAAGUGAAAUUAACGUGCACAGACAGAAUGCCAGCCUAUGCGACGACUGUGGUCAUGAUGGCCUUUAUGAUAGCGGUAACCUUGGCCAUAGUCUUUGGGGUCAUCCUGUACCGAAUCACCAUUAAGACGGCUCUGCACCUGAGCACCUUCCCCGCUGCGCGCUCCAAUGUUCGAGCCACGGUAAAAACCACGGCCGCCAUCAUGAGUGUCAUCAUCAUCAUCAUCCUGGAUGAGAUCUACGCCUCCGUCGCCCGCUGGCUCACCAGAAUGGAGGUGCCCAAAACAGACAAGAGUUAUGAAGAGCGACUCAUUUUCAAAACGUUCGUCUUGAAGUUCGUCAACGCCUUUUCACCCAUCGUCUACCUGGCGUUUUUCAGGGGCAGACUGGUUGGCAGACCUGGGAAUUACCUCUACGUUGUUGGAACCUACAGGAUGGAGGAGUGCGCUCAUGCAGGCUGCCUGAUGGAGCUGUGCAUCCAGUUGUGCAUCACCAUGCUGGGCAAGCAGCUCAUCCAGAACAACCUUUUUGAGAUCGGCAUCCCGAAGAUAAAGAAACUGAUGCGGAAGAGGAAGUCAGCCAUGACCUCCAAGCAAGAGGAGGACUUCAACAAAACCCUGAAGCGCUACGAGAAGGAUAACAUCCUGGGUCCGUUUGUUAGCAUCAACCCCGAGUACAUGGAGAUGAUUAUCCAGUUCGGCAUGGUGACUCUCUUCGUGGCGUCCUUCCCUCUGGCGCCGCUCUUCGCUCUUCUAAAUAACAUAAUUGAAAUCCGUCUGGAUGCUAAGAAGUUUGUGAUGGAGCUGCGCAGACCGAUUGCAGCCAAAGCCAAGGACAUCGGUAUCUGGUAUAACCUCCUGAGGGGCCUCAGCAAGGUAGCGGUCAUCGUUAACGCUUUUGUCAUCGCCUUCACUUCAGACUUCAUCCCUCGGCUCGUCUACCAGUACCAGUACAGUCGUGACGGGACGAUGCACGGCUUCGUCAACCACACCUUGUCCUAUUUCAACGUCAAUGACUUUGAGCCGGGUACGGCGCCACAGCAACCAGACCACCUGGGUUACGAGGUGAAAAUCUGCAGGUAUAAGGACUAUAGAGAUCCUCCCUGGUCUGACACUGCAUAUUCCCUCUCCAAGGAGUUCUGGUGCAUUCUAGCUAUCCGCCUCGCCUUCGUCAUCAUCUUCCAGAACGUGGUGAUGCUCAUGAGUGAUUUCGUAGACUGGCUUAUCCCAGACAUCCCCAAAGACAUCAGCCUUCAGAUCCACAAGGAAAAGCUCCUCAUGUUGGAGCAUUUCAUGAAGGAAGAGAAGGGUAAAAGGCUCACGGUGCGAGGCAACGGCAAUCACGACAACUGCACCAGUCCCUCGUCGGACAACCCCAGCCCGCCGCAGCCACGCUCCCGACCCGUCUUCCACGCCAGAGCCGGAUGGUAGUGUCAGAGAGGAGUCGUUGACGCAUGGCUUCCCUUUUCAUUCGUUCAUCAGUAAAGCUUCUGCUGCUUUUCCAUUCGUUGGGGUUUUAGAGUAUAAAUGAGGUGUUCCUGUCAGAGUCUGUCGUAGGUUUCCAUCUUAGAUGUUGUGCACGCUACGCCGUCCUCUUCCUGCCAGAGAUGCAUCGGCCUCAAACUUUAUUUGAAGUGGAUGAAGCCAUACGGCUCCCUGAGGGACCCGCUUCAGGUUUACCUUUAAGGAAACGGUGCCAAACUACUUAGAGCCAAAGGAGACGACCAUCCCAGCUGCCGGCUCUCUGAUCCACCAACAAGCAGAACGUCCGUCCAAAUCAUUGUCCUGAGAGGAGCCUCUUUUCUUUUCCUCCUGUAUUUGCGGUACAUGUCUACAUUUUCAUUGCUGUUGGACAUAUUUAUACAUUUUUAAUAUGUAGACCAACUUGAACUGGUUUCACAUUUAGACGCUGGUUAGUAACUGGUGUUUCCGAGCAACAAGCAGCCCUGAAAGCACAAGACUGGCCGAAUAUUUACUGCACAAACGGAAAGAAAGCCAUGAAUUCAGAUUAGAUGUUAGAUUACUGGUGCAGAACCAGUUUACAGAAACCUGCAGCCAUAUGACUCAGCUCAGACCAUGAACGUCCUGCGACACACAAAAGUCAGGAAGGCAACAUUCACCGUGUAGAUUCCAGUCCUAUCGGUGCUUAGGAGUUUUAGCUAAUGAGAAGAAAGAUUUUCUAGAAAAAAAAAGCAAAUCCUCCUCAGAUCGUUCAUCACUUCUGGCUCAGCGGAUGAUUUUUUUAUACAGAGUCUUUAUUUCUAGUGUCUUACUUUUAAAAUGCUCUACUUUUCUAAAAAUGUUUUCCAUUUGUUCAUCUAAGCAUAAAGCUGCCACUUAAACAGGAACUAAAAGGCCAUAAAAUGUCAAUUUCCAGCUGAGAAGGAUGAGCGGGAUCAAAGAGUUGCUGAUAUUUGGUCGCUGUGGCAACGGGAGGAGAAGUGAUGCUUUGGUUGUUUGGUGUGAAACGAACCUGAAGGUUUAUUUUUCUGCAGACCUUCUCAGCUUUCCACCUCAUAGCAACAAACUCUCUGCCUUAAUACCUACAAAAGUCGUUUUGAAGAUGUCCUCCCAUUCAACGUGCUGCCGGUCUGAUCACACGCGUCUUUUUUUCACCUCAGCCUUAUUUUAACUUGGUAAAAGUUUUUCUUUCU